Molecule: messenger RNA, 3533 nt
Organism: Danaus plexippus (monarch butterfly)
Lineage: Eukaryota; Metazoa; Arthropoda; Insecta; Lepidoptera; Nymphalidae
Gene: adp
Product: WD and tetratricopeptide repeats protein 1
Biological process (GO): negative regulation of fatty acid biosynthetic process
Cellular component (GO): Cul4-RING E3 ubiquitin ligase complex; cytoplasm
Molecular function (GO): protein binding
Source: RefSeq, a predicted model, not a curated record
AAUAAAAACAAUAUUGAACAAGUAACAAGCUGUUUGACAGCUCUGCAAAUUUUCGGGAGAAAAAUUGGCUUCUCUGUUUGAGUUUCUGCGUGUUGCUUAAAUAUUUCAUCUUUUAUUAUUUUUACUAGACGUAUUUAUUAAUCAGACGUAACGUAAACAUGUUGUGGUGUGAUAUGAUAUGUCGCUCCCUAUAAAUAGAUUGAUUUAGAUGGUACUUCGUAGUUUAGUCUAGUGAUGGUAGAUCAGACAUUUUAAAAAACAAAAUGGGACGACGAGAGGAACCAGCUUGGACGAAGGGGACUGUCGGGUUGACCGUCGCUCGUGAGCGCGGUGAUGUAGGCCGGAAAUUCCAGAACCGUCUGACUGUUACUAGGAGUAUGAUCGAAAGAUUAGGUCUUGAAAAAGAACUCCACGGCCAUAUGGGAUGUGUUAAUUGUCUGGAAUGGAACGUCGACGGAUCUAUAUUGGCGUCGGCAUCCGAUGCUCAUGUUAUUCUGUGGGAUCCGUAUAGAUACAAGCAGAUCAGUAAUAUCUCGACCGGACACACGGGGAACAUAUUCUCUGUUAAGUUUCUCUCUCGGGACUCCCUGGCUACCUGUGCCGCUGAUAGUUCGGUGCGUGUUCGUAGCCUUUCAACGGGGGCGUCUUUGUUGGAAUGUGGAUGUCACUGUGGUCGUGUCAAGAGACUCGCGAGUGUACCAGACGGUACCGACGUAUUCUGGUCUGCGGGUGAAGACGGAUUAGUUCUUCAGCACGACCUUCGUACACCACACCGUUGUAAUUCCGACUCGGCCAAUGUGUUGGUGAACCUGUUGAACCACUUGGGCAAGUACGCUGAAGCCAAGUGUCUGGCGGUGAACCCUCGACGGCCGUAUCAGCUCGCGGUUGGAGCAAAUGACUUCUACGUUCGACUCUACGACACCAGAAUGAUCAAAUUAGCCAAAUUACUGGAGACUCCGGCGGGCUCCGCGCCCUCGGGUUUGAUGUGGGAGAGACAGAACGUGAGGUGCUCCCGUGCCGGCCACGGAGACCCCGACGAGAACAUUCCACGUGAAGCUGUUCAGUACUACGCCCCCGGGCACCUGUCCAUGGAAUUGAAUGAGAACACAUUCCCAAAGAAAGCUACAACAUAUGUGGCUUUCAGUCACGAUGGCAACGAACUCCUCGUCAACCUGGGAUCGGAACAGGUGUAUCUGUUCGAUAUCAACUCGGCCAGGCGUCCGGUGCUGGUGGAGAGCUUCAUAAUCCAGCACAACCACAGCCGUCGCGAGGAGGCCGCUCAGGAAAUGGUUCCCCCAACAGAAACCAGCGGAGAGAACGGUACCAUAGACCAGCAGGUCGUACUGCCCGACAAGAUACAGCACCUGAAAUCUGUGGCUAACGAGAUGGUGAACAGCGGCAGUUUCUGUAUGGCGGUGGACACCUACAACAUGGCCAUACACGAGUAUCCAAACUGCGCCUUGCUCUACUCCAACAGGGCCGCCGCGCUCAUGAGGAGGGGCUGGUCCGGUGACACGUACGCGGCUAUACGAGACUGCUACCAGGCGAUCAAGUUGGACCCCGGACACGUCAAGUCCCACUUCCGGCUGGCCAAAGGCCUGAUGGACCUGAAGCGGGCCCGCGAGGCCCACGAGUGUCUGUUGUAUUUCAAGGACAAGUUUCCUAAACACGCCUCCAGUCACGCUGUGUUCCUGCUGCAGAAGGACAUUAAAGUGGCGCUCAAGACCAUGGAGCGAGAUGAAGGUGACGAUGACAGCCAGGCCGGUAGUCCCCUGGAGCGCCAACUCCGGAUGUCUUCGUUGGACUACUCGUCACGUUUCCUGGGCCACUGUAACACUACCACCGACAUCAAGGAGGCGAACUUCCUGGGACCCAAUGCUGGAUUUGUGGCCGCUGGGUCGGACGACGGCAGUAUGUUCAUCUGGUGCCGCCACACGGGGAACAUCGUCCGCUGUCUCCGUGGAGACGAGUCGAUAGUUAACUGCGUGCAACUGCAUCCGUCCAUGUUCCUGUUGGCGACCAGCGGCAUCGAGGCCGUGGUUCGCCUAUGGAGCCCGAGACCGGAAGACGGCUGUCCCGACACCAGGGCCGUCAGCGAAGCGAGCGCCGCCGCCGCCGCCAACCAGCAGCGGAUGCGCUCCGACCCGUUUGAAGCUAUGCUGCUCAAUAUCAGCUUUGCGGGAGGCGCGGACAGAGAUGUUCACUCGCCGGCCUGUCGAGCUACAUAAACCCACACCUGUGCGAUGGAGAGUCUGGAGUCUGUGGCGAUUGUAAAUAGUUGUAGCAACCAACAUUAAUAUAUACUGACCGUUUGUGCAGCCGUCGGCCGCCGAAAUAAAUAUAAUAAUAUAUAAAACAUUGAUUUGGUUAUUUUGUCAUCUUGAUGUACUAGUAAUGCUUUAGAUACUCCAAAAUAAUAUAACUAUCAUUAUAAAUAAACGACAACUUUCACUGCAAGUCUCCAUGUUAUUAUAUAUAGUAGUAAUGAUUAUAUUGAUCCGUAGCACCCGCCGGCCGCUCGGAGGGCGCGUCUCUGACGCCUGUCAGUUCUGACGACCAGUGACGUGCCGGGGCACUUUAAUACUCAGUGACGUUAUUUAUUGCGUUCAUUAUCAAAUGUAGCAAUGUAAACAAUUUCUUUAAUUUAAAUUCAUCUGAUUGUCACGAAAAGGUUUUGUUUUCAAAUCUUUAUCAUAUUAAUUUUAUUAUAUCAUAAGUGCAUUAUAUUCGAUGAAGGGUUUUUUUUUCACAUUAAACCGACAGACUGUAUUAACAUCACAGUUGUAUCGGUAUUUUGUCACGUCACUAUAGAAAAGAGUCGCCUUUUAAAAAAUGCUUUUUAUUUCUUUAAAUAAUUAAUAAUAUUAAUAAAAUAACCGGUUAAUAAAGUAAAAUAAAGUGUAUAGCGUUUGUAGCGUAAGCGGUACGCUAUUUUAAUGUGUCUAAGAGCACUCCGUGAGCGGCCGGGCCAGUAGCGGGCUCCUCUCCGUAUCAUAUACGAUUGGUGUUUUAAAGACAUAGUCAUAUCUAGCUGUAAGUAUCUGUAGGGACUGACUUCUGUGUUAAUUUCUUAUAAGUGUCUCAUUUUAGAAUUAGUUUUAUAAUAAUAUGUUUCAACGGCGACUAUUGCCGGCUGUGGAUGUUCCACAGAUUAUAAAGAUAUUGAAUAUCGGAAUUAUAUAUAUAUUUAUAUUUCAUACCUUUAUAGAUCAUUGAACUCAUUUUAAAUUAACUAGUGAUGGUAUUUCGCAUGAGUAUGUUUGUAUUUCAUUCGCUGAACGUAACUUUGUAAGUGUAUUUAUAACGGAAUAGUUUUACUCCAUUAAAGAUAUUUAUUCAUUAAUAUGAUACGAAUUUUAAGAUAAUUUUAACAGAUAAAAAAAAUUACUUCGUUUUAAUAUAACGAGAUAUUUUUUUUUUGCCAAAUUUAAUAUAUUGGUUUCAGAACGAUAUAAAUAUAUAUAAUCUAUGAAGGAGGUCACGUGGCGACGGUGUUUGAUGAUCGUAAUAAAUAGUUGUAUUUAUGUACGGCC